ACCUUCACAACUCCCAUAAGUGCAAUCCUACGAUAAACACAUAAUCUAAGUCGCGACAAGCACAACACGACGAAGAAUUACACCACAUGUCAAAACCGGAAUUUGACCGCGCCGACGCCAGCGCGCUCCUUGACGACCGAGGAUACAGAGGCAAGCUCAUUAGAGGCCAAAACCCUGCCCUCCUCUUCGAAAAAGGUGUACGUGAGCGCAUCACCGAAUCCUACUACUGGAAAGAGCAAUGCUUCGGUCUGAACGCCGCAACCCUAUGCGACCGCGCCGCAGAACUCAAGUUCAUUGGUGGCACAACCGGCAUCAACGGCAAACCAACCCCGUUCCUCUGCCUCGCCUUCAAGAUGCUACAGCUCGUUCCCGAUAAAGACAUAAUACUCGAAUACCUCAACUUCCGUGACGAUGACGACGACGAGGAACAAAAAGACCACGACACCGACGCGAACGCAGAUGCAGAAAACGGACACAUCUCAGACACCGACUCCACGACCGCCGCCGCAAAGAAAACGCUCGACCUAAACGCAAAAGGCAAACUUGGAAACUUCAAAUACCUCCGCUGCCUCGCUGCCUUUUACAUCCGCCUCGCCUGGGAACCCGUAGAAAUCUACACGACACUCGAGCCGCUCCUCACAGACUACCGCAAGAUCAAGCGCCGGCUCAAAGAUGCCUUUACACUCACCUAUAUCGACCAGUUCGUCGAUGAUCUCUUGACCAAGGAACGCAUCUGCGGCACUAGUCUGUGGAAGUUGCCGUCGAGGGCGAAUCUGGAGGAUCUGGAUAUGUUGGAACCGAGGGAGAGCCCGUUGGGGGAUGAGGUUGAGGCAUUGGAUGAGGAGAUGGAGAGGGGAGUUGUGGGUAAUGGCAUGACUUUGACAUGGCAGUACGCUAUAUUUAUCAACUCUCCACCUAUCAAGCCAAGUCACAUACUGAGUAUGCGCGCCAAGAUCGCGCACACAAUAUGUCCCAUAUUGUUGAGAAUAUCUGAGUUCAGUCCAGGGUAG
Molecule: messenger RNA, 1010 nt
Organism: Pyrenophora tritici-repentis Pt-1C-BFP
Lineage: Eukaryota; Fungi; Ascomycota; Dothideomycetes; Pleosporales; Pleosporaceae
Source: RefSeq, a predicted model, not a curated record